AUGGUUAUGAAUAGGAUUAGACUACCGAGGAAUGUAGCUUCUAUGAAGACACGAAAUGUCAUCAUUGGUCUACUGAUCAUUUGUAUGUCAUUCUAUAUGAUCAUAUCGAACUUGGAUGGAGCCAAGGGUUCUAGUAGAGGAAGAAAACUCGGUUUCGGUUUAGGUGCAACUUUUAGAACUGAACCUUAUUAUUAUAAUCGUCAAGAUGUUUCAGUCGAUAGAUUGGAGAGACUUGCUUGGAUGGCAGACAAAUGGCGUGCACCCAUCUCAGCAGCGGUCUACAUUCAGAACGAUACAGAGAUUGAAGCGAUUGCUAAUCUCAUCAGAGGUAGUUACUCUGUAACACAAUUCGUUGACAUUCAUCUACUAUAUGCAAAUAAUACAAGAUAUCCAAUUAAUACACUUAGAAAUCUAUCUAUAAAGCAUGCAGAAACAGAUUGGGUAUUGUUGAUGGAUGCAGAUUUCAUUCCACCCAUUUCACUUUAUAAGAAUAUAGUUCAACAUACAUAUAAAGUACCAAGAGAUGAAUUGACAGCGUUUGUUAUUCCAUCGUUUGCAAGUUCACUCGAUAGAUUCAAAAUACCCGAUGAUAAACUCGAUUUACUCAAAGAAAUCAAAAAGAAGACAAUCGUACCAACAAAUUUGAAUGUUUGUCCAAAAUGUCAUACACCAUCAAACUACACAAGAUGGUACAAAGAGAAGGAUACAUACGAAGCGAAAUAUCAAUGGGUCUACGAACCCUAUUUGGUGUACAGAAAGAUCGAUGCCGAACCAUUCGAUGAGCGACUCAAGGGAUACGGUUUCGACAAGAACUCACAGGUAUUUGGAAUGGCUGUCAAGGGAUUCAAGUUUGUUGUACUACCGGAAUGUUGGAUCGUACACAUGAAUCAUCCAAAACAAGUAUGGGAAGGAACCGAUUCAUAUGAUGAACAAAUGGUAUGUUCUUCAAUAGCAAACAAUCAAUCGAUUACAUUCUUAUUAACUUUAUCUAUUCAUCAAUUAACGAAGUGGGACUCAUUAAAGAUUGUUUGUGAAAUAUUACCGGAAACAAAGAAAAUCAAUGGUUACAAUCCAGAGGAAAUAUUAUUUAAUGAACCAACCAAAGAAAAAUGUUAUACACGAGAACAUUGCGAUGUAAAUAUUUGUUAUCGGUUUUUUGGUGAUGGUUUAGUUUAA
Messenger RNA from Heterostelium album PN500, 1176 nucleotides. RefSeq names its product putative glycosyltransferase (gene gnt15). Gene Ontology annotation, molecular function: xylosyltransferase activity; glucuronosyltransferase activity. Lineage: Eukaryota; Evosea; Eumycetozoa; Acytosteliales; Acytosteliaceae. Bases 1 to 1176 code for a protein of 391 amino acids. The record is from RefSeq and is a predicted model, not a curated record. Gene Ontology annotation, biological process: protein O-linked glycosylation via mannose. The transcript is spliced from 6 exons.